AUGGUAGGCACCGAUGGCAAAAUCAAUUGUCUCACCACCGAAAAAUUCAUGCCAUUCAACCAGCCCUAUGCUCAGGCAUUGAUCAAAGAAACUCUGGAUGCUAAUAAUGACAUUGAUAUUAACCAAAACCGGAUCAACACUAAUACCAAUGUCUAUAUUGAUAAUAGUAGUAGUAACAAUACUAAUAAUAGUAGUAAUAGUAAAAAUGGUUUGGUUUACUUUCAACAACAACCUAAACAAAAAAGGAUAAUAUUUAAAAAUUAUUAUGAUUUCUAUCAUAAUAAUAAAGAGAAUAGUAAUAAUAGCAAUGGUACUAGUAGUAAUAAUACCGACGGUAGGAAGAGUAAAUUCAUUGACAAUUAUUCAUAUGAGUUUAUUGAAUAUGAGUAUAUUUCAAAGAAAAAGAUUGAAGAAAAUCAGAAUAAUAUUGUAAAUCAAAUUCAACAACCAAAACAACAACCAAAGCAACAACCACAGCAACAACAAAUCCAGGAACAACUACAACAACAAAUUCAACAGCAACCAAAACAACAACCACAACAAAUUCAACAGCAACCAAAACAACCACUGCAACAACAAAUCCAGAAACAACCACAACAACAACAAAUUCAACAGCAAUCAAAACAACAACAAAUCCAAAAUCAACCAAAACAAAUCCAGCAACAACAAAUCCAGCAGCAACCAAAACAACCACAACAACAAAUUCAGCAGCAACCAAAACAACCACAGCAAAUCCAGAAACAACCACAGCAACAACAAAUCCAACAGCAACCAAAACAACAACAACAAAUCCAGCAACAACCAAAACAACAACAAAUUCAACAGCAACCAUAUCAAAUUCAACAACAAUCAAAACAACAACAAAUUCAACAGUCAAAACAACAAAUUCAACAACCACCACAACAACCAAUCCAACAAUCAAAACAACAACAAAUUCAACAACAACCACAGCAACAAGUCCAACAGCAACCAAAACAACAACAAUUUCAACAAAUUCAGCAACAACCAAAACAACAACAAAUUCAGCAGCAAAUUCAACAACAAAUUCAACAGCAACCCAAACAACAGCCACAACAUCAAAUUCAUCAUCAAAAGCAACAACCACAGCAUCAACAUCAACAUCAAAUUCAAAAUGAAAAGAUACAAUUAAAUAACAUGGAUAUAAUGAAUGAAGAAUAUGAGUUUGGAGACGAAGAAGAUGAUUUCUAUAUAUUGAAUAUACAACAGCAACAGUUUUUAUCCAAUUUGAAUAAUUUUGGCAAAACUAACAAUAAUGAUAAAUUCAUUGCAACCCAAAUUAAUUUUGAAUCAAUGGAUAAUAAUCGUCAGAAACAAAAGACAACAACACAACAUAAACAUCAAUCACAUCACAAUCAAGAAAGUAAAGGACAAAAGAGAGUCAAUCAAGAUGAUUUAUUUAUAUCUACACCUUAUAGAAACAAUAGUGAUAGUGAUAGUAGCGAUAGUAAUAGUAAUAGUAAUAAUAAUAAUGUACAUGGUAACAAUAGUAGUGAAGAGACAGGUACAAAGUUUUCAAAAAGACAGAAAUUAAUUAACAGUAAAAUAAAAUCAAUGAAACCAAUUCCGCUAAUUUAA
Heterostelium album PN500 is the source of this 1596-nucleotide messenger RNA. RefSeq lists its product as uncharacterized. The transcript has a single exon. NCBI's taxonomy places the organism in Eukaryota, Evosea, Eumycetozoa, Acytosteliales, Acytosteliaceae. The record is from RefSeq and is a predicted model, not a curated record. Bases 1 to 1596 code for a protein of 531 amino acids.